AUGAACGGAAGCCAUAUUUGCACAACAUGCCGCCGAAAAAUAUCCGCAAAGGCAUUCCAGAAAUAUCCGUCAACCCAAUGGAUCUCUCGAGCAACUUUUAUUUCUCUCAGUGCGCCCCAGGUUCCGAAACCCACGCCUUCGGAACGUCCUCCUCACAAAAAUGAAGACUCAAACACCAGCAACAGGCCGAGGUGGUCUAACAAUGUGCCAAAUGUCGAGGCGUCUCGAGCUAAGGCGCAUGGAGAUUUAUUAGAGGAGCUUUUCGUGGAUGGGUUGAAUAGAACAUCUGGAAACGGGGCCACAGCAACACUCAGACCCAACACCGCCAGUUUGGAACUAUACGAACAAGUUGAGAAGUUGAUGGAAAUGCUCAACAAUCCAAGUACGCCAAUCCCAGCUAUGUGGGCUUUGUUCACACAGAUUUGCCCCAAGGCUCGUCCGAAGGGGUCUCAAACUCCAUAUUCAUUACACUUUGCCGCCAAAUCCCUUCUUCGCAAGCUUCUGACAGCUCGACAACAAUCUGACGUUGCAUCGGGGAUACCAGGCGUGAGCGAGAUCGCCAAAACCUACGCAUCUCUAGGCAUACUUGAACCUAAAGUGUGGAAGCCGAUGUUGGAAACAUUCUUUACCAAAGAAUCCGCCGAAAAGCUCCAUGUUGAUGGGGAUAGAAUCGCCGAAGACCUCCUCGAAACCUGGCGGAUAAUACUUUCCCUUGGCCAUAACUCCAGCAAGGCAUUUAUUGAUAUCGAACCCAGAGCCAAGUGGAGUCCUCCAGCACUUAAUCCUGCAAGAGUUAGAAGAGCUAUGCUAGAGAGGGGAAUAGAGCAGUGUUUUGCUUUAUUACUACCAAAAUCUCGUAAUAAGCUCUUCCAUGGCUUGCCCGCGAGUGCUAUUAUCACAUGUGCUAUGUUAACUGACAGUCGGCUGAGCCACCCCAUCCGAUCUGCGGCAAAUCAUCCUUUUAUCAAAGCAAUUGCAGAAGUGAUAGCAAUGGCACAAAUCACGGCGGGUGAAUUGGACCAAUAUGUUCGAACGCAAAACGUAUCCCACAGUGUGGAUCUCAACGAUAGGUGGCCAUCUAUCAUCGAGCAAGCCAGAAGCAUUGCCAAUACCCCUGCCCCUUCUAUGGAAAUACCCAGGGGCGGCACAGAUAAGACGUUUCGACGACUCGUCACAAAUAAAGAAACCCGCGUGUUUCGACUUCUACAUCGUGCGUUGGCUGCAAGAGACCUUGAUACUGCUGAGAAGCUGUGGUCAGAGGUUCAAUCGUGGCCAGUGGAAAAUAAUGGGAAUAAAGGGCAUAACAUCUUAACAACUGCGCUGAAGUCAUCAGCACCAUCUGCAGAAUUAUGUAACCAGUUCAUUUCUACCUUCAUGGCGCUUUACAAAGAGAGGGCUGUUGAUGUGUGGAAUUUUAUGAUCCAAUCCGGUUUGCGUCCUACAGUUCUGACAUGGCAUGCAAUGCUUGAAGGAUGCAAAACCUCGAGAGACUCACAGUCGCUCUUGGCGAUUUGGUCUAAAUUGAUCGACUCGGAUACAGCUCCCGAUGUAGAAUGCUGGACUACCCUAAUAAGUGGGCUUAUGUACUGUGGAGAUCUUGAGGGUGGCCUCCGUGCAUUCGUCGAAAUGCGCAAAGUUUGGGAAAAGGCGGCGAAGCGGCAUGUUGCUCAAGCAGGGCAGUCUAUCGAUAUCAAAAGCCUUGGCGAUGUCAAUGGAGUCGUCAAACCGACAAUAGCUAUCAUCAACGCUACGAUUGCGGGGUUGUUAAGGAAGAACAGAACUGAUAUUGCCAGCCAAGUCCUUGCAACAGGUGGAGAAAUGGGGAUCACGCCCGACAACAUUACCUACAAUACCAUGCUACGAUCGCUGGUACGGAAUAAGGACGACCGAGCUAUAACAAAUUUGCUGGGGCAAAUGCAGACCCAGGGAGUGCAAGGCGAUGUAGCUACCUUUACAAUCAUCCUUGAGAACGCUCUUUCAGACGCCAAAAACCAGUCUCCUCAAGAGCUUAUUGAAAUUAUAAAUAACCUCUUUGCUCAAAUGGACGCAUCGGCAGUAAAGCCAAAUCAGCAGACAUAUGCUGCAAUCAUCAACAGCGUACUCAGGCGUGCUUCCGACUUCGAAUUUGUGGCUCCUGUCAAUUUUGUUAUGGCACAUAUGUCGAAGAAAGGCUUGCAGCCGUCUGCGCACAUUCAUACCAUGCUUGUUGACUUUUAUUUCAAGCAGAGCGAGCCCAAACUAGAUUUGAUUGGCCUGCUCCUAGACCAAAUGAUAAAGGGGAAUGCAAUGAGGGACCACAUCUUCUGGGACCGGGUUAUCGAAGGGUACUGCUAUGUUGGCGAUACCGUCCGUGCCCUGCAGUACCUUCGGCAGACACAAAAGGAAGGGUUUAUGGCAGGGUACCAAGCGCUUGACAUGCUGAUCCACUCACUGGUUCGGAACAACGAGGUUGGCCUAGCCAAGGAGUUGGUCAAAAAUACGAGGGUUCAACGUGGUGGACCGCCAGAACCUGAUGCUCGCGGCGUCGAUGGUCAGCAUCAGUUUUGGAAUAGUGCAGCUGAGAUGGGGCUCAUGGAAGAGUUGUCGGUUUAG
Messenger RNA from Pseudogymnoascus destructans, 2592 nucleotides. RefSeq lists its product as uncharacterized. Lineage: Eukaryota; Fungi; Ascomycota; Leotiomycetes; Thelebolales; Thelebolaceae. The transcript has a single exon. The record is from RefSeq and is a predicted model, not a curated record. The coding region runs from base 1 to 2592 and encodes 863 amino acids. Gene Ontology annotation, molecular function: protein binding.